AUAUCGUGACACGUGACGUUUAAAUGUCAUUUUAAGUGUUUUCUUCAUAAUAAUUACAAUUUUGCUGCACUUUUCUAUAAAUUAAAUCAUUAUGGCCCAAAUUACCGCCGUACUACAAAAAUUUUAUAACGAAUACAGAAGCAAAACUUCAAAGAAACUAAAAGUAAUUGAUGCUUAUUUAUUCUACAUUCUACUAACCGGUAUAAUACAGUUUGUAUACUGUUUGUUAGUGGGCACGUUCCCCUUUAAUUCGUUCCUCAGUGGUUUCAUUUCAACUGUUAGUUGCUUCGUUUUAGCCGUGUGUCUUAGACUCCAAGUUAACCCGGAAAAUAAGAUGCAAUUCAGCGGAAUCAGCCCAGAAAGAGGCUUCGCCGAUUUUAUAUUCGCGCAUGUCGUCCUGCACUUAGUUGUAAUGAAUUUCAUCGGUUAAUUAUUCAAUUAUAUCUACUCUAUAUUUUGUAAUUAAAAACUAAUUCAUUUUAA
Molecule: messenger RNA, 483 nt
Organism: Phyllotreta striolata
Lineage: Eukaryota; Metazoa; Arthropoda; Insecta; Coleoptera; Chrysomelidae
Source: the annotation of a GenBank genome assembly